AUGGACCCAGAAGAUAAAAAGGACCUUGAUCGCUACAUUAGAGACAAGGCUCGGGCAUUAGCCAAAGAUAAAUUUAAUGAUGCAGGACAACUAUGUAACUGUAUUGGUGAAAUCUACUCAAAAUAUGGUCGUUUUGAGGAAGCUAUCCUAGAGCACAAACAAGAACGCAGACUUAGUAAACUCUUGGGUGACACGAUUGGCAAAGCUAUAUCCUGCAGAAAACUAGGAGAAUGUUAUUGUUCUUUAGGAGAAUACAGCAAGGCCCUAAAACUACAGAAGAAACAUUUAGAAUUGGCCAGAGAGUGUAAUAAUUAUUUGGAAGAACAAAGGGCGUGGGCAACAAUUGGCAGGACGUAUUUGUGCCAGGCGGAGUCCAGGAAUCUUAAGGAAUCCUCUCUGGCUUGUGAUAGGGCUUACAAAGCUUUUACCAGAGCUCUGGAGGUGUGUGAGAAGAUCAAGGCAUCAGUCAGCCAGAUAGAGUACAUGUCCAUGAAGGGUAGACUGUAUCUGAAUCUGGGACAUGUGUUUGAUGCUAGGGGAGAUGCAAACAAUGCUGUGCCUAUGAUGAAAAGGGCCAUAAGUAUAGCUGAGAAAUGUAAGUUGGAUGAUGAUCUCUACAUGUGUAACUCAGGGCUGGCCACCAUGUAUGAGAAUGAUGAGCAGUACAGCAAUGCCCUUAGGUCAAUACAACUGGCCCUCAAAUUUGCUGAUAAACUUAGAGACAAAGUUAGAGAGAAAGAGAUGCUUGCGCAAAAGGCUAAGGUUCAUGUAUGUGUUGGAGAUAUUUUGGCCGCCAAACACUGUUUAAAGAAGGCCUACAGUCUUAAAGUUGACUCAGAUAUAACUCAGGAAUCACUGAUUAAAACAUUUAAAAAUGUGACCAAAAUACAGGAAGCAGAGCAAGACCUAGAGACAGAAACAGAUGAGAAGAAAAAAGCCAAACUAAAUGAGAAAAUUGCUGACAGUCUAGUGGAGCUAGGAAUCUAUAAAGAAGCCAUUAAAAAAUAUGAUAUAGUUGUGACAGAGUAUGGUCACCUGUUGUCCAGUGAUGAAAUAGCUGCCAUCUACAUGUCACUGGCUCAGACCUACUCAGAUGUUAGAAAUUAUGAGAAGGCUAUUGAGUUCUACAGAAAAGAGUUAGCAGUGCACAAGGAUGACCAUGAACAGUGUUGUCGAACUCUGUUAAAUAUUGCAGAACUGGAGGAACUGAAAGGUGCCAAGUAUGCAGAAAUAUGUCAGGUCUACUUGUCAGCAUUUGAAGCCGCUAGGAAAGCCAAACACCCCAAACUACAGGUACAUACUCUCAAGUCUCUGGUUAUGCUACAAAAUCUUUGUAAACAAAACACCCACCUACAAGAAACAGAGAAAAAACUGGCUGCUAUAAAAGAGAAAUACAACAUUACAGAGGACACAGACAGCCUGAGUGAUGAAGAAGACGAUAAAAAAGAUGACCAAGAGGAUGAUGAUGAUGAUGAGGACUUAAGUAUUGCAGAACUGACCAUGUCUGAUGAAUCAGAUGACCAAAAGGGUGAUACAUCUCCACGUCGUAAAAAAUCUAAGCUUGCCAGAAGAAACGAAAAGGGCGAGACACCACUUCAUAGAGCCUGCAUUACAGGAAACUUAAAGACUGUGAAAUCUCUCAUCGCAGAGGGUCAUCCAGUGAACCCAAGGGAUUUCUGUGGCUGGCUACCACUGCAUGAAGCUUGCAACAAUGGUCACAUUGAAAUUGUUAAAUUCCUGCUGGACUCAGGGGCAUCCAUCAACGACAGGGGAGGUGAUGAAUGCAGAGGGUUUACUCCCCUGAUAGAUGCUGCCUAUUGUGGCAACCUGGAUGUGGUUAGACUGCUGAUUGACAGAGGGGCCAAGGUUGAUGCUAAAGAUGAUGAUGGUUACACUGCGUUAGACAGGUUGUUGGAGGGAUAUGCUGAGCAUGAGGAAGGCACACUAAGUGCUGCUGAUAUGCUUGAGUAUAAAACCACAGAGAAGCUACUGAUCAGCAAGAUGGGUGCCUCAUAUUCAACUCCGAGAACUGCAAAACCUAGUAAAACUCAGAACUUGAGGCUGCCAGACCUAACAGAUGAGGAAGACGUUGUGCCAGAGAGUAAAAGAAAAGAUAAAGUCUCUGGCAGAGUGUUGAGGAAAAGAUUGGAACAAAUGCGACAGAAGAGGGAGUCAAAAUUGUCCAAACACUCUCGGACGCUGUCUCAAGAGGAUGAGGAGAUGGCUGAUUCUUCAGAUGGAGAAAAAUCAGAAGACACAAACUUCCACCCUAGCAUUUCUUCCCCUGUCACUCUCAGCAAAAGCCCAGAAAACGCCACAAAGCUGUACCGGUCAACAAUGGAUUCUAUAGGCAGCUCAGCACAGAGACGACAAGAUGUGGGGCAACCGCAGGGGGAAGAUGAUGUCCCUCCUGAUAAAAGACCAGCUUUGUUGAGUGUUGAAGAUGAUGUUGGAGAUGACUGGUUGAUUGAUGAUGUGAAGAGCGCAAGGAAGUGUAAGAAGAGCGCAGUGGUUAACAGUAUUUUAACCACCAGCUCAUCUAGGAUCAGCAGUACAACAGGGUCUAAGAAAAGGGGGAGGAUGACAGACGGAAGAGAAGGCUGCAGCACAUUUUCAGACUUGUCAGUCAAGCGUUUUAAACAAGAUGACAAGAGCAGGAAAAGUAAUGCUGUUAGUGUAGAUUCAGAUGUUGCUGACUUCAACGAGAACUCAAACGACACUUGUCCUGUUUCGUCUACUGUUGGCAGUUUAAAAACUCAGACGUCUGUAGGAACCUACAUGUGGGAUUCUGAUGACGAUAUUUUAUGCCAGAUUGAUCUAAUAAAUGAUGACUUUUCUGAUCAAAACACAAGUCAAGAAGUCAACAGAAGUCAACAAAAAUCUCCAGUAUUGCGUGGGAAAUUGUCUUCUUUGAACACCAACAACCAAGUCAGUAAAACAGCACCUAGAUACAAACCUCAGCUGUUUCAGGGGGACCCGGUCAAUGUUCAAGCACCAGAAGACUCGUCAACAAAACCUUAUUCUGUGAAAACAACGGAAACAAGCACCCCUCAGCAGCCCCCCAUAAACCAUUAUGAAAAAACAUCCUACAAGGACAUCAUCAGAGUGAAGGUAAAGCUGGGGGACCACAUCCUGUUGAUCCCCAUCCAGCCAGUGGAGCAGGAGAACAACAUCAUCUGGCUGUGUCAGCAGGCCAGGCAGAGAUACUUCAGCAUGUUCCUCAUGCUGCCCUCUGUGACCCUCAGCACACAAGAGGGAAUCCUUCUCUGUUCCAGCGACAAGAUCAAUGCGAUCAUCCUGGACAACGACGUCCUCACAGCCAACAUCACAGCGUGGGAAAGACCCAGACUUGAGGACAGAUACGACCAGGCGUGUAAACUCUGUCUCUGUGAGCCAAACAAAACUGUGCUGGCAGCCCUCAAGCAAUCAGACUCGUCCGGCCAUCUUUCAUUGAAUGACUUAGGACUCUCCUUUUCAUUUCUUCAGCCAGUUUUCCAAGCUUUGGAUGGCCAGAAAACACUGACAGAGCUGUGUUUGAAUGGCAACAGACUGGGUGAUGCUGGUGUAGAGACACUGAUGAAGCUUGUGUCUGGUCUGCCUGUUCUACAGACCCUGAUGCUGGGUGGGUGUGGCCUGUCUGUUGCUGGUGUUCAGACUAUGGCCUGCAAGCUGAAGGCGGAGCAGUGUUUGCAGUCGCUGGUAACACUAAACCUGAGCCACAACUGUCUAGGGGAUGUGUCGGAGCCACUCUCUGCCAUCAUCAGAUGUUUGCCAGAGCUAAGGGCACUCAAUCUGUCUUCUUGUAACUUGUCUGCAAGAUUAUUUACCUCCUCAUUUUGUGAAGCAUUACAUGGUUGCAGAAUGGGGAACAUUAACCUUUCCGAAAAUGAGAUAAAAAUGGAAGGUAUCACAGCUUUGUUCAACUCUCUACACCCUGACUGCUUGCAGUCCCUGGAUCUCUCUCACACACGCUCUUCAUGUGAAGGAGAUUUGUCCAAGCUGCUAGAGGACUUUGUCACUAAUGAAUUUUCUUGCCUAAAAGAGCUCUCAUUAGCUGGCUGUCAGCUGUCACCCUCCGAAGUUACAUUUUUGAACAGACUGCCAGCAAUGUGUAAGUCACUGUGCUCACUCAGUUUGUCCCAGAACACAAAUGUCAACAACACAAGUGUUCAAAAGCUGUUGUACUUAAGUGCCGGUGAUGGAGCUUGCCUAGAAGAGCUGACCUUGCGUGGCUGUUCCAUCUGUUCCCCCAUAGGAUCUGAGCUGACAGAAGCUCUCAAGACAAAGAUGUCCUGCUCUACGCCACUCAAAAAGUUUGUUUUUUCAUGCAAGGGUUUGAAAGCGGAAGAUGCAAGUGUGGUUACUGGUAUAUGGAAAAGCUUCUGGAAAGAGAAGGCGUUAGUUAAAUCUGUAGGAAUGUCUAUUUCCUUGACUGUCAAUUCAUCAACUUGAUUUUUUUUAAGUGAUGUUUACUUGUGUUAUUAGUGAUACUAAUUUAUAAGGGCAUACAUAGGAAAAAAGCUAUGGAACAUUUUAUAAAUGAUACCAAACUGGAUGUAGGUGUGUAGAUUAUCAACGACUGUUGCCAUGCAUGGGUAAAAAAUAGAUUUGUAAAAAGGUUUCAAAAGGUUUUUGAAAAUUAUCUUUGUAAUAUGUUCCUUACAUAUUGCUAAUAAAUGUGCAAUCAUUUGUGUUUUUGAGUCGCUUAGCACCUAUGCCUAAAUAAGUUUUUCAAUGAUGAGACAAUAUUUUUAACCCUUUUUCAAAUGUGAUUAAGUUUAGAAAUCAGAACAACAAUCAUUAAGGAAUGAUUAUUUUACUGCUAACUCUACCUAUAUUAUGCUUCACAGAAAGUUAAAAUAUUGUCAAAAAAUUAAUAAGGAUCACUAAAAAGCUUGAGGUGCAAAGCGACUCACAGGGGAGGGCCAUGUGUGGCUGAAACGUGAUAAUUUUCUGCCAGGAUGGUGUCAUACCAUAACUUAGAUGUACUCUUAAUUGGUCCGUGACCUUGAGGUUUUCUUUUCUGGGGUGGCAACUGGUAAUGUGUAUGUCACAGGCAGCAGGUGUUCAAGAUCACUUUCAUUCAUCUAUUAAACUGGUCUCUGACAUUGAGGUUUAACAAAGGACAUUUUAGGGGGUGACUUGCUAGUAUAGAGAAUACUGGACUGGCUGUUCGAUUGGGUUGUGUUUUGUAUUUAUUUAAUUUGGUGAGGCUUUUUAUUUAGUUUGUAAAUUUAUCAGCUAUACAAGUAUAAUAGUAUAGCCCAAAUAUGUUUGUUGGAGUAUAGUUAACCUACAUAGACAUCGUUUAAAUGGAAUUAUUGAGAUUUAAAAAAAAUGAAGGUAGAUAUUUAAUAACUAAAUAAUAAAUAUUGAAGUUUAGUUGGUCCCAUAUUUCUAAAGGGCUUAGGUCCGUUUUAUUUUGAAUAAGAUGAAAAAUCAAAGUGGGAUGUCUUUUAUUUCCAAUGCUGAAAAUUAAAUGUUUCUUUUCUUACUUUUGGUAAAAAUGAACUUGCCAAUUCAUUAUAUUCGAUCUUUUGCCUAAGUUGUUUCUUUAUUAUUCAUUAUGUUUAUGGACUGAAUAAAUAUGUUUCAGUUCUUAGAUAAAUUGGUUCAAAUUGUAAAUAAAAUCUUGUGUACAUUUAUU
Physella acuta is the source of this 5647-nucleotide messenger RNA. RefSeq names its product tonsoku-like protein. NCBI's taxonomy places the organism in Eukaryota, Metazoa, Mollusca, Gastropoda, Physidae. The record is from RefSeq and is a predicted model, not a curated record. Gene Ontology annotation, molecular function: protein binding. Gene Ontology annotation, cellular component: nuclear replication fork. Gene Ontology annotation, biological process: double-strand break repair via homologous recombination; replication fork processing.